Ilyonectria robusta is the source of this 1623-nucleotide messenger RNA. Its product is annotated as major facilitator superfamily domain-containing protein. The transcript has a single exon. Bases 1 to 1623 code for a protein of 540 amino acids. NCBI's taxonomy places the organism in Eukaryota, Fungi, Ascomycota, Sordariomycetes, Hypocreales, Nectriaceae. Gene Ontology annotation, biological process: transmembrane transport. The record is from RefSeq and is a predicted model, not a curated record. Gene Ontology annotation, molecular function: transmembrane transporter activity.
AUGGGUCUGGGAGUCCUCGAACCAUCCUCGGCCGGGCCAGUUCCAGGCACCGUCAUUCUAGCGGAUGAAUCUCUGCUGGCCCCCAACGGCACAACCAAUCUCAAACGAGGAUCCGGGAAGCAUACUGAAAUCAUCCUCACGCCGCAACCUACAGAUGAUCCGAACGACCCUCUGAACUGGCCAUAUUACCAAAAGGUUUUGAUUGUCGCAAUCAUUGUCUAUGGUGCCUGCCUGUGUGCCUGUUGUACGGGCCCGCUACUAAAUGCGAGCUACUAUGUUCUUACCAUUGAGCUCCAACGUUCUUUCGCAGACUUGGCGUUGCUCACUGGCUAUCAAAUUCUUGUUGCCGGAGCCACAGGGCCUAUUGUGUCUGCCUUAUCAACAAAAUAUGGCAAGCGAGCUGUCUUUUUAUUCUCCGCAUUGGCAUGUCUUGUCGGCACAAUUAUUGGCUCUUGCAGUCAGACAUACAACACGUUGCUUGCCGGCCGCAUUGUUCAGGGACUUUCUUUAGCAUGUUGGGAAUCCUUGCCGUUUACUAUAGUCGCGGAUCUGUUUUUCGUUCACGAGCGCGGCCUUUGGAUCACGGUCAUGUCCUUCACAUUGACAGCCGUGUCCAACCUCAGCUCUGUUAUUGCAGGCCAGAUAGUAGCCGCUUACGACUGGCAUUAUCUUUUUCACAUCUUGAAUGGUUGUCUAGGUCUUUUGAUAAUUUUAGUCUUUCUUUUUGUACCGGAAACUUGCUACCACAGGGAUCCUGGAGUCACCAAUAACGAAUUCGCCGGCCCACCCGACCAUGAAAAGGAACGAGCAGCGGAAGCUAUCCAAAUUGAGGAUACAGAAGUAACCAGCCAAGUUCCAAGGAAGAAGACCUUCUGGCAGAGGCUUGCGAUAUUCACAGGGACACACAGCGAUGAAAGCCUCAUACGGCUCUUCCUUGCGCCCUUCCUCGUUUGCGCAAAUCUAGGCGCUUUGUGGACCAUCAUAAUUACAGGAGCAGUUUCUUCCUUUUAUGUUGCUAUCGCAUAUGUCACAGCUCAACUCUUCGGGCCUCCGCCUUAUCUCCUUUCUCCCGCCGGCAUUGGCAAUCUAUCCCUGGGUCCAUUCAUCGGUGGAGCUUUGGGUUCCAUCCUCGUUGGCAUCUUGAUGGAUCCUCUGAUACUACGCCUGGCGAAGCGAAACAACGGCAUCUACGAGCCCGAAUUUCGACUUCCACUUAGCGUAAUCGGCUUGCUCUGUGGUGUAGGGUUAUUCGGAUUCGGAUACCUGACGAAAUCUCAAGGAAACCUUUACGCAAUUGACUUUAUGUGGGGUUUAUGCCUUGUUGGCAUCGCAUUCAUUGGUGGUCCUUGUUCUGCAUAUGCGAUCGACGCUUUCCCUGGUAUGAGCAAUGAGAUUUUCAUUGCGAAUAUUAUGUUCAAGAACUUCUUAUUCUACGGUUACAGCUAUUUUGUAAACAACUGGGUGGAGAGUGCUGGACCUGCAAUUCCGUUCUACACAUUUGGUGGAAUCAGUUUCUUUCUCGUGGCAACAACUUUGGUUGUAUAUGUCUUUGGAAAACGAUACAGGAGCUUCUGGCACCGCCAUAACUUCGUGAAAAGAAUAGACAUCAGCACACCUCACUAG